This is a messenger RNA of Topomyia yanbarensis, 2372 nucleotides long. RefSeq names its product dihydroxyacetone phosphate acyltransferase (gene Dhap-at). Gene Ontology annotation, biological process: ether lipid biosynthetic process. Lineage: Eukaryota; Metazoa; Arthropoda; Insecta; Diptera; Culicidae. Gene Ontology annotation, cellular component: mitochondrial membrane; peroxisomal membrane. The record is from RefSeq and is a predicted model, not a curated record. The transcript is spliced from 5 exons. Gene Ontology annotation, molecular function: glycerone-phosphate O-acyltransferase activity. The coding region runs from base 68 to 2236 and encodes 722 amino acids.
AUCUUAUUUCCUCAUUUCCAGACUGGGUCCGGUAGUUUUUGUUUGAAAUUUGACUAGAUACGACACAAUGAGUGAGUUCACUGGCGAACCGAGCACGAGCUCAGCUAAACCGUAUCAUGCCAACGGCGGACUACCCAACAAGUACAAGAACGGAGGGACGACCCUCGAUCGGAAUUAUUUGGAUAAUUUCAAGAAUCUGCUGGGACCCGGAAUGAGCCAUCUGACCGAUAUGACCAAGCGGUAUAACCCUGCGCAUCCCUUUCCUAAGGACGCCCACGUGACACCGACGGAGCUGAAGAAGCUAGUCAUGAAUAGCGAACGAGUACAAAUGAUGAUCCGGCGGGAAUCGGAAGGUGAUCCAAAGAAGAAAACCGAAAUUGUCAACGCUGUCCGGGCCAUUCUGAACGAGAUCGGUUUGGAUGAAAGCUUACCCACCAUACGAACACUCGGGACGAUUCUGAACUUUAUCUUUGGUCGUAUACUCAGUGGGCUGUACGUGAACGAAACCAGACUACAGCAACUCAAAUCCAAAUUCGGUGGACAGACGGUCCUAUACCUGCCCAGCCAUCGAAGCUACGGCGACUUCAUUCUGAUGUCGUACGUAUCGUUCUGCUACAACAUUGCGAUCCCGGGGAUCGCAGCUGGUAUGGAUUUCCACUCGAUGGCAUUCAUGGGCAGCAUCCUGCGCAACACGGGCGCAUUCUAUAUGCGCCGUAGUUUCGGCAACGAUCAGAACUACUGGACAAUCUUCAAGGAGUACAUGCGCCAGUUGGUCAAGGCUUACGACCGAGGGGUAGAGUUUUUCAUCGAAGGUACUCGAAGUAGGAGCAACAAGGCGUUGGCGCCCAAAAUUGGACUACUUUCGAUGGCACUGGAGCCGCUCUUUAUGGGCGAGAUUCCCGAUGUGCUGGUUGUGCCUGUAAGUGUAUCGUACGAUAGACCUCUGGAAGAACACUUAUUUGUAUAUGAACUGCUGGGUGUCCCAAAACCAAAAGAAUCCACCAAGGGCCUUUUAAAGGCAAUGAGCAUUUUGAAGGAAAAUUAUGGUUCUAUUUACUUCGAAUUCGGAGAGGCAAUCUCAGUUAAAGAAUAUUUCGGCACGGAGCUAAACCGGCAGCAGCACGCGAUGAACCCGAGUCACGUUCAAACGUUGACCAAAACUGAACUGGGAAUGAUUCAGAAUCUUGCCUUCGAUGUAGUUCACCUGCAGCAGGAGAAAAUCGUAUUGACCACAUUCCAUCUGAUAUCAAUCUACUACAAUUAUCAAAAAUAUCUCGGCAACUCCAUUACACUACCGGAGUUAGUUAAAGGACUCAGCUGCAUGCUAGAUUUGUUCAAGGACCUCGGAGCAACCACGACAAUCCAAAAAACGGGCAAUGUUGAACAAGAUAACCACCUAAUAGAAACCAGCAUAAGCGAAGCGCUAACAGUACAUCGGAAUAUUCUGCAGCUAACUUCGGAUCAGAUUCUAGUGAUCGCAACUAACCAUCACGAUUUCAGUCAGGUUGAUAAACGAAAACUUAAAGGUCACAACUUGUCGGACGUAGUCAUGAGACUGUCGGUGCCAAUUUUCACUCUUCAGUUAUAUUGCAAUCCCACCCUGCACUGGCUAGCGCAACCUGCUUUGGUGUUGCUUGCUGCUAAGAAUCUCUCACGCGAAGGAGAGGUCCCGCUUGAUCAACUGAGAAAAGUCGUAGGGGAACUGCGGAAUUUAUUUGCGAGUGAGUUUGUAUUCCAUGCCCGAAGGGAAGCACGAGAUUUCGAUCAAGCCGUAAGGCAUCUAAUGAAUUUUGAGUUAUUAACCCGAGGGACAACCGACGAUGUGGUGCGCUUACCUACUAAAUCGGACGAUAAAAAUGUCUAUCUAAGUUCCAUUGGACCGUUCGUGUGCUGCUACAUGCAAGUCACGGCCGUACUGUGCAAUCAAUUUCUCGAGACCUCCUUCAAAGAGAAGGACUAUCUUGCCAAAGUACAAGAACACAUCGAACAGCUCCUGCUGCAGAAGGAGAAAAACGUACAUCCCUAUUGCCUCUCUCUGGAUAGCAUAAAUCUUGCGCUGUACUCACUAGUCGCCCAAGGGGCCAUCAAUAAGACGAAAGAAAAUGACGUCACACUCUUUACCAUCGAUCCCGUUCACAUCCGAACACUCAACGGCAUGCUGCAGAAGUACUGCGAUCUGCUGCCGUUCGAGUAUCUGACCUUCCAGGGAGCGGUGGUAACGGAGUCCAAAUUGUAGAAUCAGUUUUCGCUGCCAGCUUCUGUUGGCCGCGCGUCGGUGCCGAAGAACGCCUUUCAGCUAGUUCGACUGGUCUUGAAUUUGCUGUUGAGGGUGUUGCAAUGCAUGGUACGCUUGAUGCGGUACGUCGGCCGGU